AUGGCCGAAGGUCCCCGAGGCAGGGGCCGCAGCCCCGCUGCGGCUCCCCCGCCGCCCGCGAUCUCUUACGGGCCGCUGGGCCCGGGGAACCCGUUGGCCGACAGCUUCGACAAAGACCUGCGCGAGGGCCUGAGCUUCUUGCGGCGAAACCGGGAAGCGGGGAGCGCCGGCCCCAAGUCGCAGGAGCUGCACAGGCGAGGAGCAACAACUUUGUUUAAUGUUUGGAACAAGUACAAGCACCGAUUUCCAGACAGGUAUUACAAAGAAAAACUUGUGAAAGUUGGUGAUCAGCUCAUGGAAAUAAAUGAAUAUAAGCUGGCACUUGUACAGUGCUAUGGGCAGUAUCUUCAACAGAUCAGUACCAUAGACAUCGACGUGCCUGAAUUAGAUGUGCAUCAGUUUCAGUCUAGUUUUUUCCCAAAUGGAGUUAGAGAUAAAACAGCUGCAGUUACAUUCCAUGUGUUGCAAGCAAGGAAUAUUUGCAUGUACAGAAUGGUAUGCAACAAUGAUAUGGAUCUUCUGAAUCGGGAGUCUUUGAAGUCAUGUUUCACAAUCUUGUCCAUAUUUCGACUCAUCAUGCAGAUGACUCUGCCACAUGAGCAUUUGUGUUGGAUUGUCUAUAAUGGUACAAUUUAUAUGUAUACCAUAUGUAGACAUUUGAUGACUGUUGGUCAAUCUGCUAAGGUGCUAGAAUAUUUACUGUGGGCCUGUGUAUGUAUGGAGUCAUCAGUUCCACUUUUAGCUGUGCAUUACUUGACAUGGAGGACCACACUUUAUGCUGCUGUUUGCCAGUGUUACUAUGACUGCCAGUUGGGCAUUCAUGGAGAGGUAUUUGCACGCCGUGGUCUGAUCAAAAUUGAUGAACUAAAAAAACUAGAAAACAUGAGUUCAUCAUUAAGUGUUGAAACAAAGCAAAUAUUCAAAGAAGCCACUGUGAAGAUGGCUACAAUGAUCUUCAAAAGAUCUGCAUUUGAACCCAGAAGAAAACCAAAAGGGGUUGUUCGAACAAGACUGAGAACUAAUCUAAGAGAAGCACAAUAUCUGCCAUGGCCUCGUACAAUCACAGAACGGCUACUACUGGAACUCUUUGACUGUAAUUCAUCUCAUUUUUUUGCUAUAUUGGAAGCUCUGUUUGAUAGAAACAGGAGGACACUGGUCCCUAGUCCUCCUGUUCCUGAUGAAAUAGAAAUUCGUGAUGUGGUUUCAGAGCUCUUUUUUGCAGGCGUGGACAUUCUUUCAGGUGGUGGUAUACAUGGAAUCUCAUCCACUGACCAUCCUGGUGUAAUAACUGCAUCAUCAUCAUCACUUAUGGAGCUAAUAUUAGCAGGGAAGAAUGCUGUUACUGCUGAUGCAGCCUUGAGGUUUGUGAAGAUGGCUUUCAGCUAUGAAGAAUGGGAUGCAUUUGAUCAAGCAGCUGGAUUGUUUUUUACUUUUAUUAAGAGUCAAGAUAAUUCAGUAAGGAAGAAGGCAGAAGCAGAACUGAAAUUACUGCUUAUAAUGCAGUCUUUACUAUCUCCAAGAAAACCAAGGCAUAAUAUGUGUGUUCAAGAAAAUAGUAUCAAAGAUGUAAUUUUUGCUCGAGGCUCACGGAGAAAAUCCAUUGCAUUUCAAGGAAAAUCUGGAGAAACAACAGAUGAUCUUUUUCGAUUGGCAAGGACACUCUAUUCCUGCAUCUGUAAAGAGGAGAAGCAGAAUGAGCCAGACAGAGAAAUGGUAACAGAUGUAACAAUGUUUUUGUGGCAAAAGUGUAAGAUGGGAAUUCAGAAGAUCCUAGUGAGUGGAGACAACUACUUAAAGACUGCUCGUAAAUACCAAACUUCCAAGUGGGUUCAUAUACUUUAUGUUCUUAAUGAAGUAAUUCACACAAUUAAUUUUGGAGAUGCUAAUGCUGUGGUGAUGGCUGAAGUUGCCUUACGUCUAACUGAAGUGUUGGAGAACACAGCAGACUACACACUCAAAUCUGAAAGCCUGUCAGAAAUAAUUGACUCUGUAGCACUAUCAGAAUUCUGUAUUGGAGAUAUGCCUUCAUUGAUGCAGAGAUGCCCUCCAGAACAGUUGCAAGUAGCUUAUGAGUGUCUGGAUAGAGCAAUUAGUGCAAUGAUGCACGCUCGCUCAGUUUUACCUGCUGGGACAUCCGUGUUGGAUAGCUGGUGCAAAAAGCUGACAUUCAAUGAGCAAAAUUUGAGUGGGUCCCCAGAAAAUGAAACUGCUCAGAAAUCAAUGAUAGGAAACAAUUUUAUUAUGGAUUUACAUCUUGAACUUAUUCUGGCUCAGCAUCGAGUAGCUGUUAAACUAUUUAACUUGGUACAAGACACCCAAUGUGAUAAAAGCAUUACAUUACAUUCCUCCAUGAAAGACGUAAACCGGUUAAAAUAUUUAGCAGAACAAGAUGUAAUGAAUAAAAUAAAAAAGAAUAAAUUGUCCAAAGCACUCUUCCUGAUGCAGAAGGCUGUCCUGCUGCGUCCAGCAGAAUUAGCCUGCUGUUCCUCAAACCAGCUCCUUGAGGAAGCAUUUCUUUUAAUCCAGAAGGCAGAAGCAGAACAAAAUGCAUUAUUGUCUAGUCUCCUACAAUCUGCAGCUACUGUGAAAAGCAAAGUUCCACCUCCUCCUAUAUUGCUUUCGAGAUCUCAUAGUUCGAUGUCAUUUAAACCAGCUCCAUUUACUUCAGAUGUGAAGGUGUCAUGGUAUGCUAUUUUUGGAUGCGUAGCACAAGGAAGUAUUCCAAAAGUCCGGUUAAAUCAUUACAAUCUUCAGAACACUGCAGAACUAGUACAAGCUGAUGAAAACUGUGUCUUAGAAGUAAAAGAUUUAGAACCCAAUGAAAGGUACAUAUUUGCAGUUGCAGCAUAUUCCUCAGAUGGAAAACUUAUUGGUGAUAGCAUUGGGGAAACAACAAAGCCAAUUCUUGCAUAUGUACCUCUUUCUGCUGCUACUUCCAGAGCAUACCUGAUUCAGUGUGCUUAUCAGACUGAGAACUACACAAUUUCUAAAAAGGCAUUUCAACCCCUAUGGGAUUAUUUUGUCUUAUCGCCUCAUACUCCUGUUGCUGAGUCUGAAAUUGUUUCUAUAAGCAGCAGUUUGACCAUAUCUCAGUACAGGUUAGUUCCUGAUACUGUGUAUCAUGCAUCUCCAAACCUCUUGUACCUGUUUCUCAGGAGCAUUUUUGUUAUCAAUGACAUCCGUGUGAGUGAUAGCGCUCUCUUCUCUGAUUCUAUUUCUUUCAAUGAGCUAAAAUAUAGCAGACAGGUCGCUAGGUUAGGUGAAUGUGAGAGGAUGCUAAUGGCGCUUGAACUCAGUAACUGGUUGAAUGAUGUGCAGUAUGCCCUGCAGUCUGUUGUUCAUUGUUAUGGCCUUAUAGCUCCCCUGAUCUUUCACAGGAUUCAUUCAGUCCCACUUGUUCAGGUUCUCAUUAAGUGUCUCACAGUUCUUCAAGAUAUUCCUUGUAGUAUCCUGCAAAGAAAAUCAGCAGCUGCUUAUGAGAGCAUUCAGCACAUGAUAGCUUGCUCUUCUUUUUUCACAGCAAAGGUACUGCGGUCAUGGAAAGAAUAUGAAUUAGCAAUAGUUAUUAUCAACUAUGGGAAAAGGUUAUUGGAUUCCUCUCAGUCUACCUCCCAGAUAGCUACACCUGCAGAAGGAGUGGAUGAAAUACUAGAAGAUGAGACUCCUUCCAAAAAGCUAAAGUCACAAAUAGCUAUAGCUGAAAAAGUAAAUGAGAAUUUAGAGGCUCUGGAAAACACACUGCUGAAACUGACAAAACCAGGACAGGAACUUACGGGAGAAGAAGAUUCACUAUUAUUGUUUCCUGUUGUUCAAAACUGGCAAACAAAGAUUGCUUAUAAAGAAGUGCUGAAAUUCAAGAAGAAUCCCCGCUUCCUUGAAUAUUUUGUUCAGUUUUUGCUCCGAGUUGUUAAUGAAGAAAGGUUUUCACGAAUAAUAGAGUGGGCAGAUGACAUACAAGAGUAUCUUAAAAAACGCAAUAAAUUCCUUCUGGGUGUCAAGCGAAAAAAGCAAAAACCAUUCAUAGACACAAAGAAGGCUAUGACAAUGGAUUUGUACAAACUGGCAGGAGCACUGUCUGCUAAGAAGAAAGGAAAGAGGAAAAAAGAUCAAUUUAAAUGUGGCUCAAAACACCAGGGCACAAGCAAAGCUGUUGAUGCACAGAGGAGAGAAAAAGAGCAAUUACGAAAAAUAGCUUUUUACCUACUUACACAAAAGCUGAAUAUAUAUGGCGAUGUCUUCUUAAAACGAAGAAGGUUCCAUCAAGUUUGUAUCGAAGAGAUGCCAUGGAGAGUGCAGAUGAAUAUUUAUCUAUCAAUCAUCCAUUUCAUUUUGUUUAAGAAACGGCUAGAAGAGCUCUAUAACCUUGAAAUUCAAUCUGCACAAAAUUUGAUCAGAUAUGGAGUUCUAGACCCUGAAAAAUUCUCCUUAAACAACUCAGGCACCAUAGUGGUGCGGUCACCCAUACAGGAAGAAAAAAAAGUUAAAAGCCCUCUAGUUGUAAAAGCAGGAACAUCAGGAAAAUCCAGGAGAAAAACUGACACACUUGACCCUACUUCCCCUGCCGUCAGCCCUGGUCCUUCCUUGCCUGCUUCUGACCCUACAUUACAGAGUGCUUCCUUGGACACUGAUUCCAUCUCAAGCCUACUUGACCACAGUGUUUGUCUCACCCCUGAAAGUGAUGCCAUGAUGGAUCCCACCAAUCUGACCCAGCUGUCACCUUCUGUCACAGAUACAGAUGAGUCUCCUGAGCAUAGCAUUAAGUUGCAUGAAAAACAUACCCCUCGAUCAAGAAGUGAGAGAGGGAGUGACAAAGGGACAGUCAAGGAACGUGAACGAGCUGUGGCUUCUGUUGCUAUGCUAGAUCAUUUUACUAAACUAUUUCUGCAUCUCAGAAGAGCUGUGGUUAUUGCUCAUCGUGGUGGUCAUUGGACAUUGCUUCAGAAUGCCUGCCGAAGCCUUUGGAACUAUACUCAGGAAGUACAGUCAAUCACUAAAAAUAUACAGUCUUUAAACGAACCGUUUCCUAUUACUAGGGAUGUUUUACUUAACACAAUCUGGCUACCAUACUUCAUGGCAUCAGAUUCACUGCUUGAUAUGAUAGUUGAUCUCCAGUCCAGUAAUUCUGUUAAGAUUAUUGAAACUGAAGGAGAUUUCUGUGUCCCAAGUUGCGUAGGAGGCAUUGCUGCUGAUGACGGUGGUUUUAAUUUUUAUUUUGAAAACCCAUUUGACGAUGUGAAUGUUGUUGACUUGAAAGGAGUACAUGACUUGAUCCUGCAAACGUUAGAAAUUCUGUUUCAUUUGAAGAAAUGGGAAUCCCUAGCAUACUUAGCCCUACAGUUUAACACUCUUACACAUGAGAGAUAUACAGAGCUAGUGACUCCUCUGCUGGUGUUUGCUCAGAGACAACUGCAGGAAAGAAUACAACUUCUUAAUGACCCUAAAAGCCCACAAGUUGAUUUCAAGCCAGUUUUCCUUGUCAGUGAUACUGGAAACAAGGUGCUCUGCAGACAUUUCAUUGGGAGCAAGCUGCGUGUUCAUAGUUAUUUUUACAAUGAAAUUGGAUUAUCUGUAGCUACUUUUAAAUCUCUUUAUUACAUCACUUUAGAUGACAGUCUAGCAAGAUCACUGGUUUCUGUUCCUCUGGAUGUGACAGAUUCGCUGAAAUGUUUCCGAGAGAGUCUAGAAAAAUCCAAACACCACAGCAGAGCCCUUAAAUACAGCAGGAAAUUGCUUUCAUUAUUUCUUGCUGAUACACAAGAACAUUUUGGAAGAUUAAACACAGCAUCAAAAAAACAGACGAGUUUACCUGGGAAAGUUGGAUUUAUUAUGGGGGAUGAGAUGACGUUUCAACAGGAACCACCAGACCUGUCUGAAGAAAGUUUUACUUUCCUCAGUAUGCUUCAAAGCAAGUCAAUUCCCUGGUCAAAACUGUCAGUAGUAAUCUCUUCAUAUGAGUAUACACUCGAAGCUCUUCAAAGAAAUGACCAGAAAAGCCUCAGAGUGCAGGCGCUUCAUGAACUUGGAAGUCUUCAUUUUUUGACAGGAAACAAAAGAGCUGCUUUCAAAUGCUGGUGCCAAGGCCUCGAUGGAGCCCUCAACAUAGUCGACGCACUGUAUCACUGGCAUGAGCUAGCUGGCUUGUCAGAGAAUGCCAUUGGCAACUUGGCAAAUAGAUCUCAAGGUUUCUGUGAGAAAUUCAUUGUUCGGGCUGGAAUUUGGGGGUGCAUACAAGGAGCUGUGUUAGCUGCUAAAAUUGCUCAGCACAUCUUACUACAUGAUAUAAAAUUAAGAACCAAAGCUUGCAUUUUAUCUGCUGUUCUCUUCAAGUCUCUUUUUAGAGCUUCAUUACCACAUCCUAUAGCUGAUUGUGACUUCGCACAGUAUGAAAUAGAUGAAUUAAUUCCUGGCGUUGAUCUAUUUGUGGAUAAUUACAGAGCUGAUGUUGCAUCAGUCGUUGCAAGUCUGAGUUUCAUUAUGUUUGAACUGCAUUGUUGUAAGCACAAUCUAAUCAUUUUGCCGCUCUUUUCACUGUAUCAAUACUUUGUCUCUGAAGUUUGUCGGAAUGCACUUAAAUGUAUCGAAGGAAGGAUUUUCAAGAUAAAGGUGCUUACAGAUUUAGGAUUUUUCUCUGAUGCAUUCCAUGAACUGUGUAUUCUUAACUUUGGAGACAAAAUCCCCUGGAAACUGCCCGCAGGCUACAAAUUUGUUCCAAAAUGUCAGCCCUUUGCAAAAUUUGAUUCAUCGUUACCUCUCUUGGCGACUGUAAAUCUACAGGUAAUUGAAGAUGUAUUUAACAGGCCUCUACAUUCAGUUUGGAGUUCACUGUGUGAUUCACGAAUCAUAAAUAACUUAACCUUGGCAAAAAUGCAUUUCAUUCUUUCCCUGUCUGCAACAAUAAAUUGCAUUCCUGAAAAAGUGACGAAAGCAACAUAUUGCAUAGACAGUGAUAUCUUACGAAAGGCAGGCAAAAUCACACAUGCAUUUUUGAAAGGUUUUAUGCCACCUGGAAGUGCAAGACGAACUCCAACAGUCUUUAUUUUGGAACUUGAAAAAAAUAAAGAUAUCUUAAAUAUGGCAAUGCUGAAGGGUAUUUUAUUGGCAGAAGCUGAAGAAAGGAUUAGUUCAAUUGUAGAUGGCAUGCAGAGCAAAUAUGGCAGGAUGAUCUCUCAGUGUUCGGCAGCAGACUUAGAGACUGUCAUUGAAGCCAAGCUUCAGCUUGCAGAUAUUGCUCAACAAAGACUUCAAACAGCUUUCAGUGCUGCUUUGGUCUUUACCACAAUAAAACUCCUUCAGGAUGCAGAUGUCUUCAAGAAAACUUCUGAUUUACCACAGGAUACAGAGAGAUCAGAGGAGCCAAAUGAACAUGGCAUUUAUAUUGAGGAUUCCCAUCUGUUACACAAUGUAAUAGCACGGGAACAUAUGAACAUACAUCUAUGGCUGAAGUGUCGUCUGGCUUUAGUGACUGCAAUUACAGCACAGAUAAGAGGCAUUGAAACAAUGACAGAAAAUGAACUGACAGAGUGCUCAUGUCUGAUCAGCGAGGUACAAAUGGAAGCAGAAGCAUUUAAUGAUGUUGAGGUACUUGCUGAAAUUAGAAUGCAAGACGUCAUGCUAGGCCUGCAAGAAAGACAACCAGUGACUGACAUUAAGCUUCAUUUACAGGAUAUAAUCAGAUUACUUGAUGAAAAGACGCUGAUUUCACCUCCAGCUUCUUUAACAUUGGUGAAAAGUAUGCUUCUGUUAGCUGACAUAAUGAGGACACAAAAAGAACAGUCAAAACACAUUUCGAAAACUGAUCAACUGAACUUAUUAAUUCUGGCACACAGGCUGGUGAUUGAACAGCUAUAUAUUUUGGGAGAAUCAAUUAAACAAAAUGCUGAAGACCCUACAUUUACAACUCCGGUGCUGCCUUUGAAAAACAUAUAUCUGCCACAUGUCAGAUUACUGGCAAAAGUCAAAAUGAGAAUUGGUCAUACACUAGCUCUAGAAUUGUCUUGCUCACCUAAAAGAAAUCAGUCGCAGUGGCAACAAGCCCUCAGGCAUACAGAAACAGCGCUGGAACUUUGUAGAGCAUCAGUACAAAGUGAAUUAGACCUGGAAGCAGAGAUUCUUUUUUGGAAAGGGAAGUUAGAGCGACAGAUCACUGUAAUCAGUAACAAUAAAUCAACAUCAGCUGUCGAGACCUUGCUGGAAGCUAUCAAGUUAAGUCUGCAAAAUUACCAAAAUUAUGGAUUAAUAAGAAGAGCAUACUUGGAGGUAGCACUGCUAUAUUUUUAUCUAAUUAAAGCCAAGCAGGAACCUUCAAGCACUGUGAAGGGAAAAGCAUUCAAAGCAAAGGCCAGCAAUACACACUAUGCGAGUUCGGAUGAUUUUACAGCCAUGGAAAUGUACAGAGUGCAGGCUUGGAUUGCAGUAAGGGCUGCUGCACAGGUUAGUGAAGCUAUUCUAGCUUACCAGAAAUUAAUUGGAAGGAAGGCCGUUAAAUUAUAUCACGUGAGAGAGAGAGUACAACACAACAUCCCAUUAUUUGCCCUUCUGGACCUCGGUUAUUCCUAUAAGGACUACUUGUCUGGUGGAUAUGAAGUUACCUAUAAAGCCCCUUCCAUAUUGUCUCCUGGACAAGGGCAAGAAGAUGGAGCUGAAAGGGAUGGAGCUGAAAAUUCUCCAUAUGAGGAUAACCAGGCCAGGCUGAAGAUAACCUGGGUCCACUUAAUUCGCUACAAUACUUACUUAAACAGGCUCUUGAACAUGAGUCCUUUGCUAGCUGUUCCAAAAGCAGGAGAAGGCUUAUUUGCUAAAGAAAAUACGCUGUUCACUUCAGUGUUUGACAUAGGAACUACCCUACGCUUAGCAGAAAUGCAUUAUUUCCUAAAAACCUACUUGCCUGUAUAUUCUGCCUGCUGCCUUGAAGAUCCCCCCAAACAACUACACAGUUUUGAGCGGAUUCGUGGUAGUUUAAUUGCUCUUGCAAAGUCAACUUCAGAAGCUAUUGGAGUGUCAUCUAGACUGUCAAAAGUAACCCUAACUGCCUCUAGUUCUUGCGGCACUCCGAGUGAAGGUUAUUUUGACAACAAGGCAACUUGUACUUCCCUCAAAGAACUUUGUGUGCAGUGGUAUCUUCCAUCUGUGGAGAAAUCAUCAAAAGAAGAGACUAUGGUUUUGUUUGUUUAUGCUUACAAUAUAAAACCAGCCAGAAUUAUCAGCAUCACAAAUUUCCACUCACCCAAUGUGUUCUGUGGUUAUUUGUGGAUUCCACUGAAUAGUGUUGUUGCUGUGCGUGAAAAAUUGUCUAAUCUGAAGCAAAAAAUUGAAAUGCUAAUGCACUCAACUCACUCAACUAUAAAUCCUCGUCAAGCAAGCGUAACACACAGUUUUCUUUCACCAGAAUCUAGAAGUUCUGUCUCAAGAGUGGUGAUUGAUAAAAAAACAGAGGAAAUAGUCAAGCAGUGUUUAUCAGAAAUCAAAGCCUUGUUGUCAGUUGGUCCAAAUCAGCCAACCCCAAUCAGUGAGAUCCCAUUUGACAUCUCCUUACCAGCAAUAAACAAUUUAUGGAAAUUAUUUGAUCCAGCUAAUGGGUGUGUGGUAACAGCAGGGAAUAUUUUCCACUGGAUAGUUUCUUUACUCUCUUAAGUGAUCUUUCCAGAAGAAAAUGAAUGUGCAUUUAAUGGAGUUUGAUGGUGUUUUGGAGUCUCAUCUUGUAUUAAUAACACCGAUAACAAAUUGCCUGUUAUAGGAGACUAUCCUCUGUAAUUUACAAAAUAUAU
Euleptes europaea (tarantolino) is the source of this 9764-nucleotide messenger RNA. RefSeq names its product cilia and flagella associated protein 54 (gene CFAP54). The record is from RefSeq and is a predicted model, not a curated record. NCBI's taxonomy places the organism in Eukaryota, Metazoa, Chordata, Lepidosauria, Squamata, Sphaerodactylidae. The coding region runs from base 1 to 9630 and encodes 3209 amino acids. The transcript is spliced from 72 exons. Gene Ontology annotation, biological process: cilium assembly.